AUGUCUUCUUCUUCAUCGUCUUGUGAUUUGGUAUACGACGUCUUCCCGAGCUUCAGAGGAGAAGAUGUCCGUAAGUCAUUCCUCAGCCAUUUUCUCAAGGAGUUGGAUCGAAAACUCAUCAGUGCUUUCAAAGACAAGAAGAUCGAGACAAGUGAAUCACUUGAUCCCGUCCUUAAGCAAGCCAUUAAAAAAUCAAGGAUUGCGAUCGUCAUCUUCUCCCAAAACUACGUUUCUUCUAGCUGGUGCCUUAACGAGUUGUUGGAGAUAGUGAAAUGCCAGCAAGAGUUAAGUCAAAUAGUUAUACCGGUUUUUUAUGAUGUGGAUCCUUGUCAUGUCAGACAUCAGACUAAAGAGUUUGGAGAGGUCUUUAAGAAGACUUGCCUGAGAAGAACAGAUGACGAGAUAAAACUAUGGAAGAAAGCUUUGACCGAUGUGGCAAAUCUUGUCGGAUAUCAUUCUCAAAACUGGGAAAACGAAGCAACAAUGAUUGAAGUAAUAGCCAAUGAUGUUUUGGGUAAAUUGAAUUUAACUCAGUCUAAGGAUUUUGAGGACUUUGUUGGGAUUGAAGAGCAUAUGGAAAAGAUGAGUUCACUCUUGUGCUUGGAAUCCAAGGAAGUGAAGAUGAUUGGGAUAUGGGGUCCUUCCGGAAUUGGCAAGAGUAUUAUUGCAAGAGCACUAGAAGCUCGACUCUCUCGUCACUUCCAUGGUAAAGUUUUCAUCGACAUGCGUUUCAUAUCCAAGAGUAAGGAAUAUUAUCGCAAAGGUAACUCAGAUGAUAUUAACAUGAAGCUGCACUUGCAAGAAAACUUCCUUUCCAAGAUAUUAGAUAAGGAAGGGGUAAAAGUAGAUACCUUAAAUGCCGUGAGAGAGAAGCUAAAGCGCCAAAAAGUACUUAUUUUCGAUGAUUUGGAUGAUCAAGUUGUGUUAGAUGCGUUGGCGGGUGGAGAUGAAUGGUUUGGUCCUGGGAGUAGGAUAAUUGCAAUUACAAAAGAUAUGCAGAUACUAAGGGCCCAUGGGAUUACAUGUGUUUACAAGGUUGAAACCCCAUCUAAAGAAAUAGCUCUUCAGAUGUUAUGUCGAUCUGCUUUCAGACAAGAUUCUCCGCCUGAUGGGUUCAUGGAGGUUGCGUCUGAAGUUGCAAUGCGUGUAGGUUGUCUUCCGUUGGGACUUAACAUUAUAGGUUCGUCCUUACGGGAAAGGGACAAAACGCAUUGGGUAAAUAUGUUGCCAGCUCUUCGGAAAGGUCUACACGGGAAAAUUGAGGAAGCACUAAGCUUCAGCUACAAAGCAUUAGAAAGAAAAGAAUAUCAAGCAUUGUUUCGUCACGUCGCGUGUCUUUUUAACGGUGAUGAAGUCAGUUACAUCAAGUUGAUGCUUGCAGAUAGUGAGUUGAAUGUUGACAUGGGUCUUGAAGUUUUAGUUGAUAAGUCCCUCAUACGUGUGGUACCAUCUUGGAAUAAUACGAACAUCGUGGAGAUGCACUGUUUAGUACAAGAAAUGGGUAAAGAAAUUGUUCGUGGACAAUCUGACAAGCCUGGAGAACGAGAAUUUCUAAUGGAUUCAAAGGAUGUUUGCAAUAUUCUUAAAGAUCGCACCGGUACUGAAAAGCUUAUAGGUAUAUCAAUGGACCUAGAUGAAAUUGAUAAGGUGAAGAUACAUGAAAAGGCUUUUAAAAGGAUGAGUAAUCUCCGUUUUCUAAAAUUCUAUAAAAGGUCAUUGCAACCGAAGAAAGAAGUUAGAUGGCAAUCACCCAAAACACUCAAUGAUUUUCCGGAUGAACUCAAGUUACUAAGUUGGCCAGGAUAUCCUAUGGAAUGCAUGCCUUCUAAUUUUUGUCCUGAAUAUUUGGUUGAACUCAAUAUGCCUAACAGCAAGCUUAAAAAGCUAUGGAAAGAAGUUGAGGAGCUUACAUACCUGAAGGAUAUGGAUUUGUCAGGAUCUAAAAGCCUGAAAAAGAUUCCAGAUCUUUCAACGGCGACCAAUCUUGAGACAUUGAAUCUUCACGGUUGUUCAAGCUUGGUGGAGCUUCCUUCUUCCAUUCAAAGUCUUAAUAAACUGACGGAUUUGAACAUGUCUGGAUGCACAAAUCUGGAGACACUUCCAAAUGGAGCCAACCUGAAAUCUCUAGUUCGCCUCGUUCUCACUGGUUGCUCACAGUUGAAGGUUUUCCCAGAUAUUUCGAGUAAAAUCGAAUCCAUCAUUGCCAACAAGACAGCUUUUGAAAGUUUUCCUUCUAAAUUGCGUCUUGAGAAUCUUGUUGAACUUCGCAUGGAGCACAGCAUGAGUCGAAGGUUAUGGGAGGGAGUUCAGCCUCUUACAAGCCUCACAAAGAUAAUGUUGUCCGGAUCACAAAACCUGAAAGAAAUCCCAGAUCUUUCACUGGCAACAAGUCUAGAGACACUAAAUCUCAAUGGUUGCUCUAGUUUGGUGGAGCUAACUUGUUCAUCAAUUCAGAAUCUUAAUAAACUAACCACCUUGGAAAUGACAGGAUGCUCAAGUCUAGAGACUCUCCCAACUGGCAUCAACUUGAAAUCUCUCUACCGCCUCAACCUCAAUGAAUGCUCGCGGUUGAAGAGUUUCCCUGAUAUCUCAGAUAACAUCUCAACCCUCAAUCUAAACCAAACAGCGAUAGAAGAAGUUCCUCCAUGGAUCGAAAACUUCUCCAAACUUGAAUCCUUGGAAAUGUGGAAAUGCAAAAAUCUAGCGACUCUUCCAACUGGCAUCAACCUAAAAUCUCUCUAUCGCCUCAAUCUCAGUGGAUGUCCACUGCUGAAAAGUUUUCCAGAUAUCUCAAGCAAUAUCUCCACUCUUUAUCUUAACCAAACAGCCAUUGAAGAAGUCCCUCCUUGGAUCGAUAACUUCUCUAGCCUUGAAGCCCUGGAAAUGUGGGAAUGCAGACAGCUAAGAUGCAUCUCACCAAACAUCUUCAAGCUUGAAAACCUUGGCGAGAUUUUCUUCUCGGACUGCGAGCAUUUGGCUGAAGUUAGCUUGCUAGACUGUCCGCAGGAGGAAGCAGGAGACACCAGUAAUACUUGCACUAAGUUGUCAUUGAUAAGUUUCACCAACUGCAUAAAUUUGAAUCAAGAAAACUUCAUUCAACAAUCAGCUUCCAAGUAUCUGAUCUUACCAGGUGUUGAAGUGCCCCCUUACUUUACACACAGAUCUGCUGGGAGCAUCUUUAACAUCCCUCUACAUCAUUCUUCUCUUUCUCAACAACCAGCCUUCAACUUCAAGGCUUGCGUCGUGGUUUCUGAUGUCGAUGCGAUUUCUGAAGGAACAGAAACCGCCAACCAUAAUCUUUGCUUUAUAGACAUUGAGGUACAUUGCCGGUUUAAAGACAGCCACGGGAACUACUCUGGGUCAACAGAGUCAAUAGAUUUCUCCUUACCUCAAGAGUAUGAUCAUCUGAUUAUAUUUGACUGUCCUUUCCGUCAAAACCAAGACAGCGGUGAAUCGAAUUGCGAACAAGUUGAGAUAGAGUUUAGUCUUGUUAGUACAGGGCUCAGACUAAUAGGAUGUGGUUUAAAAUGCCAAUGACUGCAUGUACCAUCUUCUUGUUAGUACCUAUUGGCCACUGUAACGUUUUUCAUACAUAUAUGGGGUUAAAAAUCAAAGUUUAAUUUUUUCAGAAAAAAAUGAAAAAAGGUAUUGCAUGAUAUUACUCUUUAGGGCAGCUCAAGAACCCUUUAACUUGCACCGUGAGGUACCAUGUCCAUCAUCAAUAUAUCCUCUAUAAACUUCUAUGAAUAAAUUUCUUCAAGUUAUGAAUCUAUUAACAACGAUUACCGUUGCUUCUUUCACACAUUUUAUUUUUUCAGAACAAUAAGCUAAGAGAUGUAUUGUGUUUGAAAGUGGAUUAAAAUCCAGUUCUUCCGCGUUA
This is a messenger RNA of Brassica napus (rape), 3880 nucleotides long. Its product is annotated as disease resistance protein RPS6. Gene Ontology annotation, biological process: signal transduction; defense response. Gene Ontology annotation, molecular function: ADP binding. The record is from RefSeq and is a predicted model, not a curated record. NCBI's taxonomy places the organism in Eukaryota, Viridiplantae, Streptophyta, Magnoliopsida, Brassicales, Brassicaceae.